Lycium ferocissimum is the source of this 2970-nucleotide messenger RNA. RefSeq lists its product as uncharacterized. NCBI's taxonomy places the organism in Eukaryota, Viridiplantae, Streptophyta, Magnoliopsida, Solanales, Solanaceae. Bases 1352 to 2581 code for a protein of 409 amino acids. The record is from RefSeq and is a predicted model, not a curated record. Gene Ontology annotation, cellular component: membrane. The transcript has 13 exons.
AGAAAGAAGGAUGGUACUAGUUUGAAAUUACAAGUUCUCGCUGGUAUUUUGAUAUAUUAGUACUAGUUUUUUUGAAAUUACAUUUUUGCUGUUAAACUAGAUUUUGAUAAAAGUAAAGUUUAUGGUUUAUUUAUUAAUUAGUUACAAGUUUCUUCAUUUGCUACACUUAGUGGCGGGGCCAUGAUUUCACUCUGAAGAAUGAUUUUUUUUUUUUUUAAAGUAAACAUAUGAAUAAGUCAUGAAAAUUUAUUAUCUGUUAUAUAUACAUAAAAAAAUAAUUUUAAUUUUAUAUAUAUAGUGUAAUUUUUGAUGAAUGAGGUUCGGAUUAACCCCCUUGCGGCACCCUAGCUCAGCCCAUGGCUACACUAGAUUACGCCAAAAAUAAAAACAAUUGACUAUUUAAUUAGAUCGAGCUUUAUUUAAUUGAUUUUGGGGAUGGAUGUUUACCUAUUUUGGGAGACUUCAAUGAUGAAAAUAAGAAACGAAGAGAAAAACCCCUGAAAAUGAUAUAAACAAAAACAGAAAACUGAACGCUAACGCAAAUAAUAAGGAAAAAUAGAGAAAUUAUAUCAUAGCAAGAUUUUUGCCUACAUCUAUGAUGCCAAUAAGGAAAGGAUAAAAUUACUAAUGAACUUUAGCCAUGGUUUAGACUUUUAGAGGCUGUUUUAGGCAAACAACUAUUGACCCUUGGAUUUGAAAGUGUACACCUGUAAUCAGAUUAAUAGUACACUGGACCAAAUGGACAGUAGCUAUGCUGGAGGGGAGCUGCUUCCGUAAUUAUUUAGGAGAGGCAUGCCAAAUCGCAUGCCGCAUGCGCCACGGCAAGACAAGUAAGGGCUCCACUUCCACAAAAGUAGGAUUAUACUUAAACGCAUGAAAGCGUGAUAACUAAUGGAGUACAUUUUGCCACUUUUUUUCUAGUUUACUCUUCUAAUGUCUAAACACAGUCUUAAAAAGCAGAACAAAUAUCAUCAAACCAAAAACCAAGUGUCCUCCCGCAGAUCACCCACCCCCACGUAGCCAUAUAUAUCACACCAUAUACUAUAUCUUUAUGUCAUAUAUAUAUAUAUAUAUAUAUAUAUAUAUAUAUAUAUAUAUAUAUAUAUAAUCGUCGGGACAAAAAAUUAAAGAUGUUCCAGAGCAGAAAAUUGCUUACAAUAGGUUACUCGAAAGCGAAGCCUACACCUUGAGAUUGGCUUCUUCAUUCAAGUAUAUACUGAUCAUCGCAACAAGUCUUUGGUUCUUAUUUUGGUAUCAACUACAUGAGACCAUUUUGAGUUUCAUCCGCUUCUCUUUUACCGAUGGAGAGGUGCUAGAGCAAAGAAGUCAACUUCAUUCCUACUUUUAUGCCAUGACUACAGGUUCUCUACCUCGCUCUAAAGGGGAAAUGGAGGAGGGCAUUACUGAGAGAUAUGGCAAGAUCAAGCAAGGUUCCUGGUUAGAUCAAUUUCGACAUGGCUCCAAUCCUUGGAUGGCUAGAUAUGUUUACGGCUUAUUGUUUCUCAUUGCAAAUUUAUUAGCUUGGGCUGUUCGUGAUUAUGGCCAUAGCAUUUUAAAAGAAAUGAAGAGACUUAAAGAAUGUAAUGGUGGUGAAGACUGUUUGGGUGCAGAAGGAGUAUUGAGAGUAAGCUUGGGGUGCUCUCUUUUCUAUUUCGCCAUGUUCCUCUCUACAGCUGGUACUUCGAAAUUAAAUGACCGCAGAGAAUUAUGGCACUCAGGAUGGUGGUCUGCCAAGCUUUUCAUGAAUAUUUGUCUAAUUCUACUGCCCUUUCUUCUUCCAGGAGAGAUUAUUUCAAUAUAUGGCCAGGUUGCACAUUUUGGUGCUGGGGUCUUUUUACUAAUCCAGCUUGUAAGUAUAAUCAGUUUUAUCACAUGGCUGAACGGUUGCUGCCACUCUAAGGAAUAUGCUGUGAGAUGCCACAUCCAAAUGAUGUUACUUGCAACCAGUGCAUAUAUUAUAUGCAUCUUUGGGAUCAUCUUAAUGUACAUUUGGUAUACGCCUCAACCAUCAUGCCUUCUUAAUAUAUUCUUCAUCUCCUGGACGUUAGUACUCCUCCAACUCAUGACAAGUGUUUCUCUCCACCCCAAGCAGGUGAACGCUGGUUUCCUGACUCCAGGUUUUAUGGGGCUAUAUGUGGUGUUUCUCUGCUGGUCUGCCAUCAGAAGUGAACCCCCAGAGGAGAAAUGCAUCCGGAAAGCAGAAUCGGCAACUGGAAAAGGAGACUGCUUCACCAUCAUAAGCUUCGUUGUAGCGGUCCUUGCAAUUGUCAUUGCAACAUUUUCAACUGGAAUUGAUUCAAAAUGCUUUCAGUUCAAGAAGGAUGAUGCACCUGAAGAAGAUGAUGUUCCAUAUGGUUAUGGAUUCUUUCAUUUCGUCUUUGCAACAGGAGCUAUGUAUUUUGCAAUGCUAUUAAUUGGAUGGAAUCCUAAUCACGCCAUGAAGAGGUUUACAAUAGAUGUUGGUUGGACCAGUACUUGGGUAAGGAUAGUGAAUGAAUGGCUUGCAGUUUGUGUUUACAUAUGGAUGCUCGUGGCUCCCAUCGUUUGGAAAAGCAGGCAAGUAGCAGCAUCACAUGUGUGACAGACUUCACAUUUCCAACAUUCUUCCAAUUCUUAUGGCUUGGUUUCAUGCCUGCCUGUCCCGGAAAUACAAGACAAGUGCGUAUCAAGACUUCCACUAACAUGAUUCAUUUAAUUUCUGGAUGAAACCAAGUGCCUAAUUCUACAAGCCUAAUUAAAUGGCAGCCCUCCGUAUCUGCAAAACAGAUCUUGAUACGUGUAAAUGUCAUAGCUUACGUAACAUUAUAGAAUCUCGAUUUCUUACAGCUAAGUGAAAGCAUAAAAAGAAAAAAAAUGAUUGCAGUAAUUAUUUAUCUUUGUUCGCUUAUCUUUUCUUUUCCUUUGAACAGUUUGUACUCCCCUUGGGUAGAUGUAUUGAAGGAAAACUUAAAGAACACAAAGAGUGUGUUU